CCAAAAGGGCUUGUAAGGCCGAUGAACAAAAGUGUCUUUGACAAAUCAAAUACUUUCCCUUCACUAAUUCCUUGUUCUUCUCUCACUGUUUUAUAGCUUAGUGUUCCAGAUUUGUUCAUAAUCCAUACUGUUGUACUUGUUGGUUCUUAAAUUAUGAAGAGAAGUUACUCUGAAUCUCCAUCUUCGAGUUCUUAUGGACCUCCACAAUCCAAAUUUAAGCAUAACCCAGAAGGCGACACUCAUUUUCUGGAAGAUGAGAGUACAAAAAUCUUUGCCAGGAAGGUGGCUGAUCAUUACAGUGCGAGGACCAAUCAAACUCUUGAAGAGCGCGAAGCAAGUCCUAUCAUCCAUUUAAAGAAACUUAAUAAUUGGAUCAAGAGUGUCUUGAUUCAGCUUUAUACGAAAAGAGGGGAUGCAGUUCUUGAUCUUGCUUGUGGGAAGGGUGGUGAUCUCAUCAAAUGGGAUAAAGCAAAGAUUGGAUAUUACGUUGGUAUUGAUAUUGCCGAUGGUUCAAUAGAAGACUGCCGGACCCGUUACAAUGGUGAGGCAGAUCACCAUCAGCGACGCAAAAAGUUCUCAUUUCCUGCCAGACUCCUGUGUGGAGAUUGUUAUGAGGUUCGUUUGGAUAGGGUUUUAGCAGAUGAUGCACCUUUUGAUGUUUGUAGCUGUCAGUUUGCUAUGCAUUAUUCGUGGUCUACUGAGGCACGUGCACGACGUGCGCUGGCCAAUAUCUCAGCUUUACUCCGACCUGGAGGAAUAUUUAUUGGAACAAUGCCAGAUGCCAAUGUCAUUGUCAAGAAGUAUAGAGAAGCUGAGGGGCUAGCCUUUGGUAAUAGUGUCUAUUGGAUACGUUUUGAUGAAGAGUUUUCAGAGAAGAAAUUUAAAUCGUCAAAUCCUUUUGGCAUCAAAUACAAGUUCCAUCUGGAGGAUGCUGUUGAUUGUCCUGAGUGGAUUGUUCCUUUCCCCGUCUUCAAGGCAAUGGCUGAAGAGUAUGACUUCGAGCUAGUUUUUGUGAAGAACAACCAUGAGUUUGUGGAUGAGUACAUGAAGAAACCAGAGUUCAUUGAGCUAAUGAGGAGGCUCGGUGCAUUAGGUGAUGGGAACCAAGACCAAAGUACUCUAUCAUCAGACGAAUGGGAGGUAGCCUACCUUUAUUUGGCAUUUGUUCUAAGGAAGCGAGGGCAACCAGAUCAAACACGAAGAAACCCUAGACGAGACAAAGGCAAGAUGCAAUUGACAAAAGACGAUAUUGAGAAUGUUAACGGUGCAGUGUAGUGCUUUGCUCCAACCUUUGAAACUGAAAACUGUUAUGGAACAUGAGGAAGUAUCUGAAAUGAAGAGGAACAGUAAACACAGUGCCCACUUCAAGUCGAUAAAUCCAGCAGCUAAUCAAUUUUGCAGAAUAAAAACUAUAGUUUUCCCCUUAUCAUUUGUUAUAUCAACUUGGUAUUAUACUCCUGCAUAAAAAAGUUGAUGUGGGCAGAAGUGGCUGGUUCUAAUGAUACUAGUCACCAGUGCAAUGUUUGUUUGUCCACUUGCAACUUACCAUGUAACUCUCUGUACCAUUACAUAUUUAAAGUGAGAA
Solanum stenotomum is the source of this 1585-nucleotide messenger RNA. Its product is annotated as mRNA cap guanine-N7 methyltransferase 1-like. Gene Ontology annotation, molecular function: mRNA 5'-cap (guanine-N7-)-methyltransferase activity. Bases 154 to 1275 code for a protein of 373 amino acids. The transcript has 13 exons. Gene Ontology annotation, biological process: 7-methylguanosine mRNA capping. NCBI's taxonomy places the organism in Eukaryota, Viridiplantae, Streptophyta, Magnoliopsida, Solanales, Solanaceae. The record is from RefSeq and is a predicted model, not a curated record. Gene Ontology annotation, cellular component: nucleus.